Vicugna pacos (alpaca) is the source of this 3656-nucleotide messenger RNA. It is a transcript of the gene VPS50, whose product is annotated as VPS50 subunit of EARP/GARPII complex. Gene Ontology annotation, cellular component: EARP complex. NCBI's taxonomy places the organism in Eukaryota, Metazoa, Chordata, Mammalia, Artiodactyla, Camelidae. Gene Ontology annotation, molecular function: SNARE binding. Gene Ontology annotation, biological process: endocytic recycling; retrograde transport, endosome to Golgi. The record is from RefSeq and is a predicted model, not a curated record.
CCGGAAGACUACAGUUCCCAGCAUGCUCGGGGAAAGGAAGAGGCCCCCCACGUCGGCAGCUCCACGUGACCACUCACUAUGGCUUCCUUGUAUCGGGGCCAGCUGUCUGCUGGUUCUGUGUGAUUUAUUAGUUUUUUGCUGCAGAAUACUGCCUCACGAUCUCGACAUGCAAAAAAUUAAGUCUCUUAUGACCCGACAGGGUCUGAAAAGUCCUCCUGAGAGCCUCAGUGAUCUUGGUGCCAUUGAGAGUCUCCGGGUCCCUGGAAAGGAGGAAUUCCGAGAACUUCGAGAACAGCCUAGUGACCCUCAAGCUGAACAAGAACUAAUUAAUAGUAUCGAACAAGUGUAUUUUUCUACGGACUCAUUUGAUAUUGUUAAGUAUGAGCUGGAGAAGCUUCCUCCUGUUCUCAAUUUGCAAGAGUUAGAGGAGUACAGAGACAAAUUGAAACAACAGCAAGCUGCAGUCUCUAAAAAAGUAGCAGAUUUAAUCCUUGAAAAACAGCCUGCUUAUGUAAAGGAACUUGAAAGAGUUACCUCAUUGCAGACGGGUCUUCAGUUAGCUGCCGUUAUCUGCACAAACGGGAGGAGACAUUUGAAUAUUGCAAAGGAAGGUUUUACUCAAGCUAGUUUAGGCCUUCUUGCCAAUCAAAGGAAACGUCAGUUGCUGAUUGGACUUCUGAAAUCUCUGAGAACUAUAAAAACAUUGCAAAGAACAGAUGUUCGCUUAAGUGAAAUGCUGGAGGAGGAAGACUACCCAGGAGCUAUUCAGCUGUGCCUGGAAUGUCAGAAAGCUGCCAGCACUUUUAAACAUUACAGUUGUAUAAGUGAACUGAAUUCAAAGCUGCAAGAUACUUUAGAACAAAUUGAGGAACAGUUGGAUGUUGCUCUGUCCAAAAUCUGUAAGAAUUUUGAUAUUAAUCAUUACACUAAGGUUCAACAAGCUUAUCGACUUCUUGGGAAAACACAGACUGCAAUGGAUCAACUUCAUAUGCACUUCACCCAAGCCAUUCAUAAUACCGUGUUUCAGGUUGUUCUCGGUUAUGUGGAGCUAUGUGCGGGAAACACAGACACAAAAUUCCAAAAGCUGCAGUACAAGGACCUCUGUACACACGUCACACCAGACAGCUACAUUCCAUGCCUUGCCGACCUAUGCAAAGCACUGUGGGAGGUUAUGCUCAGCUACUACAGGACUAUGGAAUGGCAUGAAAAGCAUGACAAUGAGGAUGCUACUUCUGCUUCUGAAGGGAGUAAUAUGAUGGGUACUGAAGAAGCAAAUUUUGAUCGUGGCUACAUAAAAAAGAAAUUAGAACAUGGACUUACACGAAUAUGGCAGGAUGUUCAGCUAAAAGUAAAAACCUACUUGCUUGGAACUGAUUUAUCUAUCUUCAAAUAUGAUGAUUUCAUCUUUGUUUUGGAUAUAAUCAGCAGGUUGAUGCAAGUUGGAGAAGAAUUUUGUGGUAGCAAAUCUGAAGUUUUGCAAGAGUCUAUUAGAAAACAAAGUGUCAAUUAUUUUAAGAACUACCAUAGAACGCGUCUUGAUGAACUGAGAAUGUUUCUAGAAAAUGAAACCUGGGAACUUUGUCCUGUUAAGUCAAAUUUCAGCAUCUUGCAACUUCAUGAAUUUAAAUUCAUGGAACAGUCUCGUUCCCCAUCAGUUUCACCUAGUAAACAGCCAUCCUCAGCUUCCUCAAAAACAGUAACCUUGUUUGAGCAGUACUGUAGUGGUGGGAAUCCGUUUGAAAUUCAGGCCAACCACAAGGAUGAAGAAACAGAAGAUGUCCUGGCUUCUAAUGGGUAUGAAUCUGAUGAACAAGAAAAAAGUGCCUAUCAGGAGUAUGACAGUGACAGUGAUGUUCCUGAGGAACUAAAACGAGAUUAUGUUGAUGAGCAGACAGGCGAUGCUCCUGUGAAAAGUAUUUCUCGAGAGACCCUAAAAAGCAGGAAGAAAUCAGAUUACAGUCUAAAUAAGGUGAAUGCACCCAUCUUAACAAAUACAACAUUGAAUGUAAUAAGACUUGUUGGUAAAUAUAUGCAGAUGAUGAACAUUCUUAAACCAAUUGCUUUUGAUGUUAUCCAUUUCAUGUCUCAGCUAUUUGAUUACUACUUAUAUGCAAUAUAUACGUUUUUUGGUCGGAAUGAUUCAUUGGAAUCAACAGGAUUAGGCCUAAGUAGUAGUAGACUAAGAACAACUCUAAACAGAAUACAGGAAAGCCUCAUUGAUCUGGAAGUUUCAACUGAUCCUACUGCCACGCUCACAGCAGCAGAGGAGAGAAAGGAGAAGGUGCCGAGCCCUCACCUCAGUCACCUGGUGGUUUUGACAUCUGGGGAUACACUGUAUGGGCUGGCGGAAAGAGUGGUAGCCACAGAAUCCUUAGUAUUCUUGGCUGAACAGUUUGAGUUCCUUCAGCCACAUCUGGAUGCUGUGAUGCCAGCGGUCAAAAAACCCUUUCUUCAGCAGUUUUAUUCCCAGACAGUCUCAACGGCCAGUGAACUACGCAAACCAAUUUACUGGAUUGUAGCUGGUAAAGCCAUUGAUUAUGAACAGAUGUUGCUCCUCAUGGCUAAUGUGAAAUGGGAUGUAAAAGAGAUUAUGUCACAGCACAACAUAUACGUAGAUGCAUUGUUGAAGGAAUUUGAGCAGUUUAACAUGAGGUUAAAUGAAGUUUCUAAGAGAGUUCGGAUACCCUUGCCCGUGUCUAAUAUACUUUGGGAACAUUGUAUACGCCUGGCUAAUAGAACUAUUGUGGAAGGAUAUGCCAACGUCAAGAAGUGUAGUAAUGAGGGUCGUGCCUUGAUGCAAUUGGACUUUCAACAGUUUUUAAUGAAACUUGAAAAACUAACAGAUAUUAGACCUAUUCCCGAUAAAGAAUUUGUGGAGACCUAUAUUAAAGCCUACUACCUAACUGAGAAUGACAUGGAACGCUGGAUCAAAGAGCACAGGGAGUAUUCAACGAAGCAGCUGACCAAUCUGGUAAAUGUUUGCCUGGGAUCCCAUAUCAAUAAGAAAGCAAGACAAAAACUUCUGUCUGCUAUAGAUGAUAUAGACAGACCCAAAAGAUAAGGAAAACAGUUCUGUUUCCUCAAUGGCAUUGAUCUUCUCUCAACAUGUAUGACACGAAAGCCAAUUUUUCAUGCACUCGUGACAUCUGUCUUAAGAAAACUCUGUGCUUGUUCUUUCCAACUAGGAAGUGGGAAACAUCGAAGUCUGUGUGGUGUUCUCAAAUGACUUUUAUAUGCCCUGCUCUCUCCUCUCCAAUUUUCAGUCUCAUUUGUUGUAUUCCUUUCUUGAAAUAUUCUUGCCUCAUCAUAACUAUUGUUAUGUGACUACAGCUACACAUUUUACUAAAGAAUGUACCAUAAGUAUGUUAUUAGAAGAAACAGUGACAGCACAUUCAUGGGCAGUUUUGGAGAAUGAAUUUAUGUUGGCAUUUUUCUGCCCUUUGAAUUUGGUUCAUAUGAGAGGGCUAAUGUACAGUAUCUCCUAAUUAUGAGCACUGCAUGACAAUUGAAAAGUACAUGUAAGUGAAGUAGUUGAAAAAUCAGUAUGCUGUCUGUGUUUUAAAAUGUCAAAGUUGUGCUGGAGUUAAUUUGGUUAUGGCACAGUGAUCAUAAAUGAUGAAAUUAAAUAAAUAUUAUAAUCUAACAUGAUCAACCUA